Molecule: messenger RNA, 4703 nt
Organism: Diaporthe batatas
Lineage: Eukaryota; Fungi; Ascomycota; Sordariomycetes; Diaporthales; Diaporthaceae
Exons: 8
Coding region: 394-4200 (1268 amino acids)
Cellular component (GO): cytoplasm
Molecular function (GO): ATP-dependent chromatin remodeler activity; ATP binding
Source: RefSeq, a predicted model, not a curated record
CUUGACCCUACGCGACCCGCGGCGCGUCUUUCAGGAAGGCACUAUAGCAACCGUCUCUUUCCCUCCCAGACACCAAUUACUCCAUGCCUUCUCAACUGGCCUCUCUUGCCACACCUUGCGUGUCUUGAGGUUCAGUCUAGUCUACCUAGGUGCCUAGGUAUUCACCGCCUCCGUCCUGCCACCACAUGCAGCGCCACUGAGCAAGUGACACCUGCGAUUGCGGACUGCGACGGGGAGUGCGACUGGCACCGUCCAGCCCCCGCGUGCGUCUAUUCUUCACGUCGCAGAACAAGCAUCCGUCCCACUGGCUUUCCAUCGGGGUAAUCGGUGGUCGCACGCACGCAUACAACCCAGCAGAGCCGGCUGCGCAUCCGUCUCACGCUUCCUACAAAUAUGGACAGAGCCUCAUCCAGCCCGGCUGCGGCGACUCCGCCGGACUUGGACGGGCUCCUCGAUGCCUUGACAAUCUCGAGAACCAUCCUUGCUUCCCUCCAAGAAGGGCCACAGGAGAGCGACACCCCAAGACAGAUCACAGAAACCAAGAAAGAGAUUGCCAAACUGAGGAUCCAAGUCAGCAAGGCCCGAGGCAACUCUCAAGGUUCCAAGAGGGCAGCCAACUCCAGCGGCACCAUGCAGCCGUAUCGCUCGGAUGAAUAUGCUGGGCCAAGUUCCUAUUCCAACUCCGGAACUCUCACGCCUGCCAGCGCCUCCACAGCAGCCUCUGCCUUUGGACAGAAGAAACGAACCUUUGGUUCCCAUCUCGAUGACGAUGCUUCCUCCGGUUCCCGUGUCAAGUCCCGAAGAACGACCCCGAGUCCCCAGCACACCGCGAUUACUACUCCGUCUGUGGGAGACGACUUCUGGGCCGGCAACGGUGAUGUUAUUGACCUCACCGGUGACGACGCCGACUUCGAGCAGCUCUUCAAGCAACAGAAGGCAGCUUUUGCGCGAAUCGAACAAGCCAAGGCAGACGAGAGAUUCGCCAGAUCCCUUCAGCAUGGUUUCCAGGACAACUCCUUCUCCGAUUCUUCCCCGGCCUCCCCGGCACCUGCUGGACCUUCUGGACCCACUGCCUUCGACAGGAUUCUAGGUCGUUCCUCACAACCGUCGCAGCCUCAGCAUCAGCCCCAGCCUCUGUCGUCCCAAGAACGUGAUCCAUUCCGUCCGAACAAUGAGUCCCCGGCUGGACACAGCCAGCCGUCGUCUCGUAUGCCAGGGUCUUUCGGCUUUGAUGACGACUUGGACGACUACUUUGACACUCCAGUACAUCCUAUACCUUCCCAGUCUGGCGGCGCUUACGGUUCCCCGAGUUAUGGGCCGUCGAGCUCUUCUCUGCCGUCCAUGGGUCCGCCGAAUACCCAUCCGACAAUGGGUGUGUCUCCUUUUUCCAGCCCCUUGCCUGGCCUCCAUUACACACCAAACUUUGCAGCCGCAGAGUCGGCUAGGCAGGCAACUCUUUCCCGUCAGCAACAAGGCUACCUUCCGUCUAGCGGAUAUGGACUCACGGGCAAUGUUGUUGGCCUGCCUGUUUCCAACUCUGCUAACGGGUUUGCAGGUUAUGCUGGUGACGUCUCCCCCAUGGCGUCACUGGGUAACCGACCAGGAACCCUAAACUCAGGCGCCUACGCUCCCUUGCAGAACUGGGGUGCUAACACCAACCCCUAUCCAGCUGUGUCGUCACAGGUUCCUGCCAGGGGAGGUUAUUUGCCCGAGGUUAUCAACCUGACCAACGACAUCGACUGGGUCAACGGCCUCGACGCUUUGGGUAACCCGCUGAGUGCGAAUCUCCGGUCAUAUUACGACGAUCUACAAGAUGACCCCAGAAAGACAGCCGAGGAGAUCAAGGACCUCCUUGCCAACAUCCGGCCCGAUGAAGAUAUUCCCGAGGAAGAUCGUAUCGGUACCCCGGAGCAACUCAGAUAUGCUCUGUAUGCCCAUCAACAGCUGGCCCUCCAAUGGAUGAUGGAUAGCGAGAAGGGCAAGAACCAGGGUGGCAUCCUGGCUGAUGAUAUGGGCCUGGGAAAGACGAUAUCCGCACUUUCUCUGAUGGUGAGCCGUCCUUCACCUGACAAUAGGAACAAGACGAACCUCAUCGUGGGGCCUAUCGCUCUCCUGAAGCAGUGGGAGAUCGAGAUCAAGAAGAAGCUCAAGCCUGAACACCGUCUUAGCGUCCUGCUUCUGCACAACAAGUCUAUGAAAUACGAGGACAUUCGUAACUUCGACGUUGUCUUGACAUCGUACGGCAAGGUAGGCGCUGAGCAGAAGCGGUUUGACAAGUGGGUGUCCCACCAUCCUGGGGCCAGACCGGACCGUGACGCAGAGCUGGCCAAGAGUUGCCCGCUCCUGCACCCGAACAGCAAAUUUUACCGAGUGAUUCUCGACGAAGCUCAGUGCAUCAAGAAUGACAAGACUCUCCAGGCAAGGGGGUCGUGCUCCCUCAAAGGCACUUACCGUUGGUGUCUGACAGGCACCCCGAUGAUGAACGGUAUCCAUGAAUUAUUUUCUCUGAUCAAGUUCCUGAAGAUCAAACCUUACCAUGAGCAGAAGGAAUUCAACAAGACCUUUGGAAGUCUAACUCCUCGGACGGGUCGAGGCCGUUCUGCCGGAGAGUAUGCCAAGACGAAAGCUAUGGACGCCCUUCGCGUCCUACUAAAAGCUAUCAUGCUCCGACGGAUGAAGUCUUCCACACUUGACGGGAAGCCGCUAGUGAUAUUGCCGCCCAAGACCGAGGCUGUCGCUCACGUUGAAUUUUCUGAGGAUGAGCGACAAUUCUACACCGAUUUGGAAAACAAGACAAGGAUCACGUUCAACAAAUAUCUCCGUGCGGGUACCGUCGGAAAGAACUACAGCAACAUCCUUGUUCUGCUCCUCCGUCUUCGCCAGGCCUGCUGCCAUCCACACCUAAAUCUCGACGUGGACUAUGUCGGGAACAACGAGGUCACUGAGCAAGACAUGAACGCCAUGGCCAAGACCCUCGCCCCUGAUGUAGUAGCCCGCCUCAAAGCGCAAAACGAGGAAGGGUUCAAGUGCCCCAUUUGUCUGGACGCGGUCAUUGAUCCGACCAUCGUUCUCCCAUGUGGACACAAUACAUGUGCCGAGUGCUUUACCACGCUUGCCGAGAGGGCCCUUGACAACAACAUCCGAGCUGGCGACGAAGGUAGUACCUUCAAGUGCCCGGAGUGCCGUGGAGCUGUUGACCCGAAGAAGGUUAUCAACCUAACAUCAUUCAAGGCAGUUCACAUGCCUGAGCCGACAGCUGUGAAUGAGGAUGACAUUGAGACUGCCUCGGAAGCAAGCUCCACGGAAGAUGACUCCUCUGAAUCCGAGACCGAUUCCGAUGAUGACUUGGAUGACUCCGAUGAUGUUGACCGUAAUGGCAACCUGAAGGACUUCAUCGUUGAUAAUGACGACGAAGAAGAUCCUGCUAAGGACAGUGACGACGACGACGACGACGACGAUUCGCUCAUUGGCCAAAGUGACAAGAAUGCGGCGAAGACUCGCCGCAAAGCGAACAAGCCUAAGCGCAAAUCCAAGGGCAAGGGCAAGGGCAAGGGCAAAAAGAAGGAGGAAGAAGUCAAACCUCAUAUGCUCAAGAGCUUGCGAACCGAGGCCAAGAAGAACAAAUUUGAGCACAAGCGGUAUAUGAAAUAUCUGAAGAAGAACUGGAUGCCAUCUGCCAAAGUGUCGGAGUGCUGCAAGAUUCUGGGAGACAUCCGAUCGAGCGGGGACAAGACCAUUGUCUUCUCUCAGUUCACUUUCUUACUCGACCUACUUGAGAUACCCAUCAAGUACGAGCUUGGCCUCAAUUAUUGUAGAUAUGAUGGAGGCAUGUCACGUGUCCACCGGGACGCUGCUGCUCAGGACUUCCAGGACCCAAACUCGCGCACGAAGGUGAUGUUGGUGUCUCUAAAGGCAGGGAAUGCGGGCCUCAAUCUCACAGCUGCCAAUCACGUUAUUGUGAUGGACCCUUUCUGGAACCCAUACAUUGAGAUGCAAGCUGUGGAUCGCGCCUAUCGGAUAGGCCAGCAGAAGCCCGUCAAGGUCCAUCGCCUCCUUGUCGAAGGAACCGUGGAGGAUCGCAUUGCCGAUCUACAAGAACAGAAGCGGAAAUUCGUCGAUGCCGCUCUUGACGAGGGGGAAAGCAAGAAUCUGGGCAGACUGUCGACUCGCGACCUGCAGCGACUUUUCAAUGCAGAUUAGAGGCACACGGGUGGACAGACGGAUGACCUCGGCGUACUUUCACCGCGGUUCGGUCGAGAUUGUUCUGAUUUCCGUCUUUUUUCACGGAGGAGACUGGGAACUUGAUACAAUUAGCUUGGUUUACCCCCCACUUGUUGCUUUCACAAAGCAUCGGCAGAAAGCCAUGCUGACGUUGUUUACGUUGUCUUUCUCUCUCAAUGGCUCAGAUGGCCAAAGUUGAGAGUAUAGUCUUUUUCUUUUUGGCUGGGGAGGGUUUCAGAACGUUUUAUGAUGGUCUUGUAGAGUAGGCUCGGUGCAUAUCGGAGGAGAAAAGUCUUGUCCUCGUGAUGGGUUGGGGAACUGAGCUCAAGCAUGGCGUCUAGGACUGAAAAGGGGUCCCGGUAUCAUUGCUUUACACACGUUGUGCUCUCAGGACGUGCCGCAUUAUUUCGAGCAACUCAUGGGUUGCACAGAUAGACAUCCGUUGUCACGUUGAAAAUAACGUCGGACUCUAAAUACCUAAC